GACCCGAGUGCGGCGCCGGCGGCGGUGGCGGCCGAGCCCCGGAGGAGGAGGCGGGAGGCGGCGGUGACGGCGCGCGGAGACGCAGCAGCGGCAGCGGCACCAUGUCGGCCGGCGGAGCGUCAGUCCCGCCGCCCCCGAACCCUGCCGUGUCUUUCCCGGCGCCCCGGGUCACCCUGCCCGCCGGCCUGGACAUCUUGCGGACCUACUCUGGCGCCUUCGUCUGCCUGGAGAUUCUGUUUGGGGGUCUUGUUUGGAUUUUGGUUGCCUCCUCCAAUGUUCCUCUACCUCUACUGCAAGGAUGGGUCAUGUUUGUGUCUGUGACAGCAUUUUUCUUCUCCCUCCUCUUCCUGGGCGUGUUCAUCUCUGGUAUGGUGACUCAAAUUAAUGCCAACUGGAACUUCCUGGAUUUUGCCUACCAUUUUGUAGUGUUUGUCUUCUACUUUGGAGCCUUGCUGCAAUCACCAUCAGUGUUAGGAUGGUUAAAACUGAAGCACAAGGAGGUUGACACUCCU
Castor canadensis (American beaver) is the source of this 512-nucleotide messenger RNA. Lineage: Eukaryota; Metazoa; Chordata; Mammalia; Rodentia; Castoridae. The record is from RefSeq and is a predicted model, not a curated record.